GGGGAAAGAAGCCCUCUGACUACACGUGGAGCAGCAGCGCCCCGGCCAAGUGCUUUGAGUAUUAUGAAAAGACACCUCUGACCCUCUCACAGCUCUGCAGGGUGAGCUUGAGGAAGGCCGCUGGCGUUCGAGAGUUGGAGAAAAUUGCCAAGCUAAACAUCCCUCCCCGACUUAUUGACUAUCUUUCCUACAACUGAGCUGCAGACUGGGGGCCAUGUGCAGGCUGCUGACUUGCUUGGCUAGCGCCUUGCUGGACCCGGCCUCGGGCCUUCUGGCUGUUUGAAACACCAUCGAUGCUUUAGAUAGACUGAUGCUCCUUCAAGUCCCUUCUAGCUGCCCUGUUUGGUGUUCUCUCCUGAAUCCUGGAGAAGAUCUGAGGUCUCUGGAGGCCACUGUCAAGUGUCCCAGGUGUGGAUGUAACUCUUGCUGAUCCUAGCUCAGCUCUCCAGUUCUCUUGAAACUGACCUGAAGACACUGCUUCAAGGUGUACAAGGGAGGCCAGGCAGGACCGGAGACUCAGGAUACUGCUGUCCAUUUUCCUGUGUCCUGGUGCCAGGCUACAGUAGCAUCAGGUCCCAAGCGCCUGACUCUGGUCUGGGAUGACAGCUUUUCUGGCGUUUUGCCACUUGGACACUCUUUCGGAGGGAGCAUCUGGCACUUUCCAAGGUCUGCCUGCACCCAGGUGUAUCUGUCACUCAGGGGCUUUCUAAAGAUCAGAGUGGGGAAAGCUCAGGCUCGGUGCCCCCACAUCUAGCAGUGUUUUGGGGGAUGUCUGUCUCCAGUAUUAGGAUACAAGUCUCCAAGUUUCUGUUGGGAGCUGGCUCAGUGGUUGAGAGUACUUGCUGCUCUUGCAGACCAGAGUUCUGUUCCAAGCACCGAUAGUCUGGGGCUCACAACCUCCUGUAACUCCAGCUCUGAGGGAUCCAGCACCCUCUUCUGGCUUCCACAGGAACUGGCACACGUGUGUGCAUACACACACACACA
Messenger RNA from Nannospalax galili (Upper Galilee mountains blind mole rat), 984 nucleotides. It is a transcript of the gene Asb13, whose product is annotated as ankyrin repeat and SOCS box containing 13. Gene Ontology annotation, biological process: protein ubiquitination; positive regulation of protein catabolic process; intracellular signal transduction. Gene Ontology annotation, molecular function: protein binding. NCBI's taxonomy places the organism in Eukaryota, Metazoa, Chordata, Mammalia, Rodentia, Spalacidae. The record is from RefSeq and is a predicted model, not a curated record.